Messenger RNA from Lentinula edodes (shiitake mushroom), 1397 nucleotides. RefSeq lists its product as uncharacterized. Lineage: Eukaryota; Fungi; Basidiomycota; Agaricomycetes; Agaricales; Omphalotaceae. Gene Ontology annotation, molecular function: 3'(2'),5'-bisphosphate nucleotidase activity. The transcript has 5 exons. The record is from RefSeq and is a predicted model, not a curated record. Gene Ontology annotation, biological process: sulfate assimilation. The coding region runs from base 76 to 1236 and encodes 386 amino acids.
GUUCUCCGGGCCGCAGAAAAAUGAGCCAUCCUGACGUCGAACUCACGCUCUUGAGAAAUCUAUCAUGGCGAAGGGAUGAUUUAUCGAUUUCUCUCUUCCAUAAACUUUUAUUCUUUUCAUUCUUGUUUUCCUUUCAUCCCUGCAACCAGCCGUAGGUCAAUGUCGCUCGCAUAUACAACCGAAAAACAGUUCGCGAUCUCUGCGGUACGGAGGGCGUGUUUGUUGACAUCUUCCGUUUUCAACAAGUUGGUUAAGAAUGAGACGUUAGUAAAGGGAGACAAGUCGCCCGUCACAGUUGGGGAUUUUUCCGCACAGGCAGUUAUAAGUUCUAUGCUACAUCGUGCAUUCCCCGAUGACCCAAUCGUCGGAGAAGAAGAUGCAGCAGACUUGCGCGCAGCAAGUGGUGCUUCACUCCGAGAUCGCAUUGUCGAGCUUGCAAACGAAGCCUUGACAGCCGAGCUUGGUAUCGGGGACAUUGCAGAAUGGGGAAUCGGUCCUGGCUCGGAGCAGAGCGUUGACAAUUUGUUGGAUGCGAUUGAUCGAGGGAACCAUGAAGGUGGUAGAAAUGGAAGAAUGUGGACAAUUGACCCAAUUGAUGGGACAAAAGGUUUCCUGCGAGGAGAACAAUACGCUGUGUGCUUGGCUCUCAUCGUCGAUGCCCAGGUCCAAGUCGGAGUCUUAGGAUGUCCUAAUUUGCCUCUGAAUUUGUCGAAACCGGAUGAAGACAAAGGGUGCCUGUUCGUUGCCGUUAGAGGCCAAGGAGCUCAACAACUGAAACUUACCGGGGCAGACCCGAUACCCCUUACCAUGCCUCCAUAUACACCGUCUUCCUUUAGUUUCCUAGAGUCAGUCGAAGCCGCUCAUUCAUCUCACUCCACUUCAUCCCGCAUUUCCGCUAUACUGGGACUGACACAACCCCCGAUUCGAAUGGAUAGUCAAGCUAAAUAUGGCUGUUUAGCACGGGGAGAUGGAGGGGCGUAUAUGAGGAUGCCUACCGGGGUUGGAUACAAGGAAAAGAUCUGGGAUCAUGCAACCGGGUCUCUCUUGGUUACCGAAUCUGGCGGAGUAAUCACAGACUCGCGCGGUCUACCUCUUGAUUUCGGUCUUGGUAGGACGCUUGGGGAGAAUUAUGGCGUUAUCGCCACGGUGAAGGAUGCACAUGCCAAGUUGUUGAGUGCGGUGCAAGAGGUUGUCAAACAAGAGCAAGAGGAGGCAAAGAAAUCAAAAGCAUCCUGAAAUGCUAAUUACUAGAGUGUAACCAUCAGCACCACAAUGUUCGAACUGUACAUUUUGUAAUCCUUGUAUGUAGUCUAUCCCGUUCUGCCAACUGGUAGUCUAUAAAAAUACUUUAAUCCCUCUCUCAUAAACUUGCGAAUGAACAAAUGUUCUUCACUGAC